Girardinichthys multiradiatus is the source of this 1083-nucleotide messenger RNA. RefSeq names its product calpain, small subunit 1 b (gene capns1b). Gene Ontology annotation, molecular function: calcium ion binding. The coding region runs from base 169 to 816 and encodes 215 amino acids. NCBI's taxonomy places the organism in Eukaryota, Metazoa, Chordata, Actinopteri, Cyprinodontiformes, Goodeidae. The transcript has 11 exons. The record is from RefSeq and is a predicted model, not a curated record.
GCGGGUGGGCGGGGUUAAUGUUGAGGUUAAUCUGGGAGGAACAUCUGGCAGACUGGUUCUGUGGACUCUGACUCGCCUUCAGUCUGACUCUCCUCUGUAGAUCCAGCUCCGUGUCCUGGUCUCUGGUUUCCUCCUGAACAGAAGUCCAAACUUCAUAUCAUCUUCAAGAUGUUUCUAACGAAGAGUUUAAUCGGAGGCAUAAUUAACGUGGUGAGCAACUUCGACCCAUCUCAGUUCAAGCCUUCAAACCCGCCUCCUCCUCGCAGACCUCUGAACUCUGAGGCUAAUGAGAACGAUGAGGAGAAGCAGUUUCGGAGAGUUUUCCAGCAGUUGGCCGGAGAUGACAUGGAGGUGAGCCCCGUUGAGCUGAAAGACAUCCUCAACAGAAUCAUUUCCAGACAUGCAAACCUGAAGACCGACGGCUUCUGCAUCGAGUCCUGCAGGAGCAUGGUGGCUGUGAUGGACAGCGACAGCACAGGAAAACUGGGCUUCCAUGAGUUUAAAUACCUCUGGAACAACAUCAAGAGGUGGCAGAACAUCUAUUUGUCCCAUGACACGGAUCGCUCGGGUACGAUUGGCUCCAGGGAGCUGCCGCAGGCCUUCAAGGCUGCCGGUUUUCCUCUGAAUGAAGACCUUUUCAAAUUGAUCAUCCGUCGCUACAGCGACGAGAAUGGUGACAUGGACUUCGAUAACUUUGUUGGCUGCUUGGUGCGGCUGGACGCCAUGUGCCGAGCGUUUAAGACUCUGGACAAGGACAACAGCGGCACCAUCGACCUGGACAUCAAGGAGUGGCUUCAGCUGACGAUGUACUCAUGAAGGACCAAAGAGAAAACUUCUUCAGCUUUUACCUUGAUGUUAUAUCCAUGUCCUUUUUUAAACGGGACCAACAGAAAGUUUCCACUGGGACCAAAGAAGAGAGUUGGUGCAGCUUUGUAACUCUGCUGCCAGGUGGCGCUACAACAUCUCUGUUGCUCUAAUUUUUUUGUUUGAUUUGAAAGAUUUUCACCUGUAUUAGCCUGACAUUGAUUCUUAAUGUUUUGAAGCUUAAAGUGGCCCAACUGGAAUUAAACUCGUUUUCUUUCA